Molecule: messenger RNA, 2490 nt
Organism: Larimichthys crocea (large yellow croaker)
Lineage: Eukaryota; Metazoa; Chordata; Actinopteri; Sciaenidae
Gene: anp32a
Product: acidic (leucine-rich) nuclear phosphoprotein 32 family, member A
Exons: 7
Coding region: 431-1189 (252 amino acids)
Biological process (GO): regulation of apoptotic process
Cellular component (GO): nucleus
Molecular function (GO): histone binding
Source: RefSeq, a predicted model, not a curated record
UUAUUAUGUGUGUGUGUUUAGUGACAGUCCAGAGCUCCUUUAAAGCCCUGACAGACACGUGCUCUCUCCUCAGUGUGGAAACAUUAAAGCUUCACAUUAACCAUGUUUAAACUUAAGUUAACAAAACAACCAAACUUCGACAACAAAACCCCACCCAGUUUUAUAGGGGCGUCCCCAUUGGCCGGCGUGUCUGUAAAUCCGUUCCCUCUUUAUUCGGCUCCUGUGAUUGGUCGGCGGUGACGACAAUCCUGAAAACGUGCUCCCGCCCACCGAGCAGGAUCAAGUUUGAAUGAACAACAGCAGUCUGUUCUGGAGGUGCUGGUUGCAUUUGCAGUAAUUAUUUAAAAAAAAAAAAAAAAGAAAAAGAGGAAAAAAAAAAAAAGAAAAAGAAAAGUGUGUGAUCGUAACCUCGGGGCGCCGCUCAUCAAGGAUGGACAUGAAGAAAAGAAUUCAUCUAGAGUUGCGGAACCGCACUCCGUCAGAUGUCAAAGAGCUUGUGCUAGACAACUGUCGCUCAAAUGAAGGCAAGAUCGAGGGUCUAACAGACGAAUUCGAGGAGCUGGAAUUUCUAAGCACAAUCAAUGUCGGACUGACGACAGUUGCCCACUUGCCGAAGCUAAAUAAACUCAAAAAGCUUGAACUCAGCGAUAACAGGAUCUCAGGAGGGUUGGAAGUUCUGGCAGAUAAAUGCCCCAACCUCACACAUCUCAACCUCAGUGGCAACAAGAUUAAAGACCUCAGCACAAUAGAACCAUUGAAAGAAUUGGGGACCCUGAAAAGUCUAGAUCUGUUUAACUGUGAAGUGACAAACCUGAACGAAUACAGGGACAACGUAUUCAAGCUACUACCCCAGCUCACGUACCUGGACGGCUACGACAAAGACGACAAAGAGGCGCCAGAUUCUGACGCCGAGGUUUACGCAGAGGGCUUGGAUGACGACGAGGACGACGAAGACGAUGAGGAGGAGUAUGAUGAAGACGCAGCACCGGGAGACGAGGAGGAGGAAGAGGGAGAGGAGGACGAAGAGGAUAAUGAGGAAGAGGAAGAGGAGGACCUCAGUGGAGAGGAGGAAGAGGAGGAAGAUUUGAAUGACAGAGAGGUUGACGAUGAGGAAGAUGAGGAAGAAGAGCGAGGUCAGAAGAGAAAAAGGGAUCUGGACGAGGAAGGGGAGGACGAUGAAGACGAUUGAGACUCCUCUUGAAGCUGAGUUGUGAACUGUUUUGAACUUGUAUCUCCCAGUCACUUCCCAACAACCCCAUGUAUUCCCCCCUCCCGCCCCCAGUUUCAUAUUGCAGUAGGAGUGGUUUUUGUUAUUGGCCAGUCAGGUAGACGGGGUUGUCUGGAGAAAUAAGUUAAAUUUAUGUACCUUUGAUGCUCCCGUGUUCCAGUCUUUACGGUCCACUUUUAACUGCUUUGUGGACAAUAAUUUUUGUAUUAUCAAAUAAUAGCAAAGAUAAACCUUUUUAAGAAAUGUUUUUGUUUUCUCACCGUUUGUGUAAGACCAGUUUCUGAUGACUUAUGUAUUUUAAGCCCCCCCCCCCCCUUCAAAAGAAAAAUACAAAAAGUAACAAAAAGAGUGCAUGUCUAAUACAUUUUAAAGUCAACUACUGGAUUUCAUGUAUGGCUGUCCUCUCCUUGUCUUAAACUUAUUUUUGCAUUGUAUUUUUUUUUUUCUUCGUUUGUUUGUUUUUUCUGAAAUGUAAGUUAUGUAUUUGUAGUGUCACCAGUAUGCCAAUACUCUCUGCUGUCCUGGUGUGAAACUUCUGUCUGAACAUGCACAGUGUGACCCCUCACAGGGCAUAUUUUUAAAUCAUAGCAAAAAAAUGUCUGCCCUUGUCAAAGCUGCUCCUCCUCCUUAAACCCUCAGCUUUGAUAGUUCGGAAAUUACGUGUUCUUGUAAAUAAUGACCAAAUCUAUUUUUUUGUAUUCUCUUUGAUGAUGGCAGACAUUGAACAGACAACUGAGGUGAAACUAUGAAUUGUAAUAAGAUAUUAAAUAUGUAUGCUGCUUUAUCUAAAAUACGCAGUGUGAAAUUUCUUGAAUUUGAACAUAACUUUGUAUGCAUAAUCUUUCCAUGAAGAGAAAUGUUACAACAUACAGAACUCAUGAUUGCUUUUUUUUUUCCUCCAUGUUUUGUUUUUUUUUUUUUUUUUUUUUUUUUUUUUUUUUUUUUUUUUUUUUUUUUUUUUUUUUUUUUUUUUCUGUGACACGCAGGUGGCAAUGUUUGAAUUUGUGGUGGUAGUGUAGAGAAGUGCUUGAUUAUAAAUGGAAAAGUUACAGCCGCAUCUUUAUGUGCAUUGAAAAUUUAUUGUUUUUCAAAGUGUAAACUCUGGAAAAAGGUCAGUUAUUUGGACUUUUGUUUUCAUGAUUAUACGUAAUGGUCAAAUUGGCCUACCUCAGUGAUUUUUCACUCCAUGUUAAAUCCACUGUCAUCAGCCAAAUUGUUUCUUUUUUCCCUCCCAUUCACUUCAAUAAAUCCCUUUUAUAUAU